Messenger RNA from Pistacia vera, 456 nucleotides. RefSeq names its product F-box/LRR-repeat protein At3g48880-like. NCBI's taxonomy places the organism in Eukaryota, Viridiplantae, Streptophyta, Magnoliopsida, Sapindales, Anacardiaceae. Bases 1 to 456 code for a protein of 151 amino acids. The record is from RefSeq and is a predicted model, not a curated record. The transcript has a single exon.
AUGCCAGCUUGGAACAAAAUAAAGAAGGAUGUAAUUUGCAAGACCAUUCGUACAUGGAGAUCUCUUGAAUCCCUGACAAUGCCUAGUAUAGUAGAUUCGCCUUAUCUUAUAGAGGAAAUAGCCCUAAAUUGCAAGAACUUCAGUGAACUCAAGGUCAUGGGUCCUUUUGACGUUCUCUUUGCUUCUACGAUAGCCAAAUUUCCAAAUUUGAAGAUUUUGAGCUUAAGAUGCUCAAUGAUAGUUAAGGAUGCCCUAAUGCUUAUAUUGGAUGGCCUACCAAAUCUGGAUGUCCUCAACAUAUCACAUUGCCUUCUUAUAGGAGGUCAAUUGCUUCCUCCGCUGAUGCUCGAAAAAAUUAUUAAGAAGCCAAAUAAAAUUAUCUUGGAGAAGGCUGCUCGAUUACAUGAGUUCUUAACAUGUACUGAGCACUCGUGCAUCAUGUGCCAGUGUACUUGA